ACCAGGCAGGAAGCACUGUACUACCAGGAUUCGAAUCUCGAAGAAAUUCCCAUUGUUUCGCUGAUACGUGACUUACCAAUGAUCGAAGAUGGUGCUGUUGAGUAUCCGUCCGCAACUGUGCAGCCUCAUACAUCAUCCAGAAUUGAAACACAAAAACAGUUUGCUUUAUUUUGA
This is a messenger RNA of Gongylonema pulchrum, 174 nucleotides long. NCBI's taxonomy places the organism in Eukaryota, Metazoa, Nematoda, Chromadorea, Rhabditida, Gongylonematidae. The record is from the annotation of a GenBank genome assembly.